Molecule: messenger RNA, 3788 nt
Organism: Exaiptasia diaphana
Lineage: Eukaryota; Metazoa; Cnidaria; Anthozoa; Actiniaria; Aiptasiidae
Product: tigger transposable element-derived protein 6
Exons: 2
Coding region: 495-1811 (438 amino acids)
Cellular component (GO): nucleus
Molecular function (GO): DNA binding
Source: RefSeq, a predicted model, not a curated record
CGGAAUAUGACCAAUAACUUCGAAUUUGUCAGUGACAUUGUUUGGAUGGGAAUUAGCAGUUGAUGUCGAAGGUGGCGCUACUUCUCCGGAUUUUUCUUUUACGACGGCUACAGCAUUCGAGUCUUUGACAUUGUCUGGUUCACGCAUGAGUUUAUAAACAUCGCCCAGCGUCGGUUCCCAUUCAUCCUGGUAUUCAUGAUAUCCAGGAAUAAAUGAGUUUACAUUGAUAAUUUCUUGAGCCAUUGUACUGUUGUGUAGUUGAUAUCGAAAAGGAGACACAAUAAGUAAGCGCAACCCGUAGAAACGAAUUAGCAUAAUUUUGUUUUAUUAGGUGUGCAAUUAGCGUAUUCAGAUCCCAGACAAGAUAACGGUUAAUGGAUAAUAAACGCGACAAAAGUACAUGUACUCAAAUACAGUAAAUUCACAUGAAUGCAUUAGUCUUGAUUCUGUGCUUUAAGUAUUGCAGUGUAAAUCAGUGAAAGCAAAUCUUCCUGAUGUCUUCAGUGCGGUUUUGUACAAACUGUAAAGCCGAGACUAAAUAUAGUUGUUUAAUCUGUCAAACGUCUGUGUGCAACAGACCAGAGUGUUCUUUGUUUUUGCCUGAGGAAACACCGGGCUGGAAACCUGGUGCUUGUGUCUCGAGUUGUUUACCCUGUAACGAACGCACGAAUACAGAAACUAGCAAAGAUUCCAAAGAUAAAGAAGGCAGCAAAAAAGGGAAAUUUCCACUGAUACGAAACAAGGACACUGGAAAGAGAAAUUGUUUAAGCUUAAAACAAAAAGUUGACUUAAUUGAAUAUGCCAAGAAUCACCCAAACAAGGGCUGUCGCAAAGUCGCGGAACAAUUUCGCAUUGGUAGAACUCAAACGCACAAAAUCUUGAAGAACAAAGCAGAGAUUCUCGCUCAAUAUGAAAAAAAUGAGCAAUCUAACCGGCAAAAAAGAGUUCGCACAGCGACGUACGAGGAAGUGAACAAAACUUUGUGGGACUGGUAUAAAUUAUGCAGAGGAUCAAACAUACCAGUCAGUGGUCCUAUGUUACAGGAAGAGGCGCUUCUAAUUGCAGAAAAGCUUGGUAUUAGUGGGUUCACAGCCUCGAAUGGUUGGCUUCAGCGGUUCAAAGAACAUUACAACCUCCAAAGAAUGGCCGCUGCUGGAGAGGAUGGAGAUGUUAGCAUGACUACCAUUGAAAGUUGGAAUGAACGCGUGAGGGAGAUAACUCGAGGAUGGUUACCAACGAAUGUAUGGAACAUGGAUGAAACUGGAAGCUUUUGGAAGGGGUUACCAGGAAAAAGCUUGAAUGAAAAGAAGGAACGGUGUCGUGGUGGAAAGAAGGCCAAGCAGAGAAAUACAUGGGCGUUUUUUGUGAAUGCUGCUGGAGAAAAAGAGGAUCCAAUCGUCAUCGGAAAAUCUGCUAAGCCACGUUGCUUCAAGAAUAUGAAAGAUAUCAAACGCCCAUACGGUUGCUGGUAUUAUUCCAACCCUAAAGCAUGGAUGAAGACCGGGAUAAUGGAAGAAGUGCUGAAAAGGCUUAAUGAAAAGAUGAAGAGGCAAAAACGAAGUAUACUGCUGUUCAUGGACAAUGCUCCAUGCCACCCUGAAAGCCUCGCAGAAGGUCUCUCCAAUAUUACAGUCAAGUUUCUUCCAAAGAACACAACAUCRAAGACGCAGCCACUUGAUGCUGGUAUCAUUGCAAACUGGAAGGUGAAAUACAAGAAGAAACUCCUAAGACAUGUGUCUUCCAAAGUAGAAAGAGGUAUUAAUGCAAGUGAAAUUGUCAAGUCCAUCAAUGUAUCAAUGGCAAUCGAAUGAGGAAAGCAAGCCUGGGACGAGGUACUGCCAGAUGUCGUAGUUAAGUGUUUCAAGAAGACCAACAUGUAUCCAAAUGAAGUAGAGGAAGAGGACGAUCCAUUUGAAGGUGAAGAUGAGCUACCAGCCCUACAAGAGCUCAUAGACAAGAUGGGAUUAUMAGCUGAUGCUGUCAGAUUUAUAUCUGAGGAGGAUGAUAUAGAAGUAUGCCAGGGAUUUAUUGACGAUUCCGAUCCAAAUUGGAGAGAUGAGCUACGGGAACAGAUUAUCGAUGACGAGGAUGUAGACGAGAGUGAAAGUGAAGUCAUGGAAAUUGAAGAUAAUGACGAGUUUGAUCCAGAUCUUAAACAGCCUAUUAUMAAGUCGGUAACAGAGGCUGAGGUGUUUGCCGAACAGUUGAAAGAUUACGCUCAAUUCCACGGUCACGAAGAGCUUUCAUUGGCGCUUAGCAAAGUGAGCGACAUGUUUCACGACAUUAAGCUAUCUGCCCCUAAAUUGCAAACAACCAUAACUGAGUUCUUUUCAUGAGUUUCUGAACAUUUUCAACAAUAACUGACUUCUGGUUUUGCUUUCUAAUAGCAACAUUUAAACGUUUUGUAGUUGUUAAACAUUGCAUUGCAAAGGAAAAUAUAUCUUGAGUUUAUACAGUAAUUAUUUUGAUUUUUCUAGUUUUACUGUCUUUCUGAAUAAUAAAAUGUUGAUUUCAGGAACAAUUGUGCACUCUUUUGUUCAUUUCCUACGAAAUUUGGCCAAAAUAUGUAUACCCUCUAUUAAGCGGACAACCUCUAUUAAGCGGACACUUGUCUCGGACCCGUAGGUGUCCGCUUAAUAGAGGUUCGACUGUACUGUACCGGUGUUUUUACUGGGAGUUCAAAAGAAUUUGAGGAUUUUUUGGAUAACCUACAGCUGAUAACUUCCACAAGUUUCACGCAYUACGAAAUCAACUCCAAAGAGAAAGGACAUGAACGGUUGUCAGAAGAAGUCAUCAUUUGAGUUAUUGAAAACUAUAAAAAUUUAGUUGCGCUAGUGUCUGUUAACAAUUUUUGAAACACCUUUAGUCUUGAUUAUCACAAUGUGUCGACUACCUACCCAGGGGGUGGUAUGGYGUUCCGUUCCGGACAAAAACAUGAAAAUAUYUGUUUCGUUUGAAAAACAAAAAAUACGCUUUGAGUUUAUAAAAACCAUGUCGAAMAAAAUAAAUUGUAUCGAAAAUUACGUUAAAAAUAUAAAAAACAUCAUCGAAUUUGUGCAAAAUAUGGAUCGAAUGAAUAAAAAAGUAUGACAGGAAAAGAAUUGUAUCCAAUAAAAAAAAUACGUGUCGAAAAAAGAAAAUUGAUCGAGAGGAAGCGGAAAUCCGAUUGAAAACCGGAAGCUUUGACAGACUCAUACCCAAGACUCUCUYGGUCGAGCAUGAACAAAGAUGGCGCACUGGUUGCCGUGUAGCGUGGAGAGUUUUUUUGGUGCCCUAGGAAGACUUUUACAAAAUUGCGAAAUGGAAGUAGAAGGACGUAAUUUUACACUUAUUUCUGAUAAUGACCUUGAUGCUUUUGUGAGGCAAAUUGUUGAUGUAACUCCAUCURCUGGACUAAGAAUGAUACAAGGGUUGCUUGUACAUCAUGGUUACCGUAUCCAAAGACAAUGUGUGCUCCUUUCAAUGCGAAGAGUAGACCCUGUCACAUCAACACUUAGAGGCGCAAGAAGAGUUAUCAGAAGGAGAUACAAUGUAUGUUGCCCCAACGAUCUAUGGUGAGUUGUUUCAUUUCAUUAAUAUUUCMACUUAUCCGAUUAUAAAUCAGGUGGAGCAGUAACUGUCUUAUUUGUGAUUAAUUAAGCUUAAUGCAUACCCCACUCUCAAAAAACUGAAUUAUGAARUUAAUGCAUACAAUAUAAUCUCAGCUGUGUGUACUUAUAAGAAAUUAUAUGCUGUAGGAUACAUUAUUUUGGAAACUCUGGAGAAGUUCUCUUUGUUGACAGGAACAU